CGAAAUGGCUGAAAAUAGCUUUAACAAACAUUUAUAAAAGUAUGGAUAUUUGUUGGUGCAUGGGUGCUGCAUGGUGAUAUAUGUCAACUGUCACUUUGACAAAUUUAAGCAGAAAGAGAAGUAGUGAGGUUAUCUUGUCAAAAUUGUAUUUAGUUAUCUUUCAUUUCAAAAACCACUCGGAAAAUCUUAAAUUAAAUACCGAUUUUAUAAAUCUAAUUAUUUGUAACUUUGAGUUGAAUGUGAUUAAGUUGUGUUCAAUCGUUAUGAUUUUAUUUCCGAAGCAAAACAUGUUGACCAAAGUACAAAAUUAAUGUUUUUAUCAGUUUUGUAAUUAUAUUCCAGUAACAUUAAUUUUAAUUUUUUUACAUCAUAUAGGAGAACAAGUAUGUUUGUUUCAAGUCAUAAUAUUACACUUUUCUUAAAUAAACAUAAACUGCACACAAGGCCUCAUGCAGGACACGGUCUUUGGCUUAUGUUUCUGCUGCCUGCAGCUUUAAUUACUUCUGCGGCUGCACAUCCAGUCAUGUCCUCUUCUACAUAUAAACUAUCUUCGAUUUUUUCAGUAGGUUUACUGUUUUCAUCAUUAAUAUUUCUGUACGAAAGUUCAAAAACUGUAAGACUGAAAGUUACAAAUGUUUGGUUGAUACUGGCUUGUUGCAUAGUGGCAGGACUGCUCCAAAUAUGCCUUCAUAGAGGCCUACUGUUUUCAUUCUGGAGUGCCAUCGUAUCUACUGUACUAUAUCAUAGUCUAUAUUUCUCAGUUUUGAAAAAUAUGCCAAACUGUUUUUCAUUGGGUGAGGCAGCUAUUUGCUGCCAAAGUUACAUUUUAUUGUUGUAUUUUACUGUAAUAAAUAUUUUGAAUAAUAUUAUAAGGCCAGCAACAAGUAUGAUGCAAAUGUCUACUUUAACAAUACAGGUUGGCCUCAUUGGAUUAUCAGCAAUUAUUUUCAUAUCGUACCAAUUUGGUAUUAAAAAUCCUCUAAAGUUUUAUAUUUUAACUGGGUUAAUUUUUGCAUUUGUUGUUGUUGUACCUCUACAAAUUUUGUUGAAAACUAAUCCUUUAUUGUGGAUUUUAACCCUGUUUUGGGAGGAUCUUCAGAGAAAUAAAGUUCUUGUGUACUGGGUACUGUUUAGUCUAGUGGCAGUCGUGUUUGUAAACCGGCGAAUAAAAAGGGCCAAAAAAGCGAGCACAAUUGGACGAAAAAUUUUCCAUUUUUUAAUUAUAGCAGUUUUUAUACCAGGCCUUUUAUACAAUUGUUGUCUUUUGUACCUAGCAAGUGGUGUAAUUCUGGGAAUAUUUUUUAUGUUAGAAGUUCUUAGGGUAUUGAACAUUCCACCGUUGGCAGAGGCUCUACAAAAUGGUCUUGUUGUAUUUGGUGAUGAAAAAGAUACGGGCAUUAUCGCGUUUACACCUAUGUAUCUAUUAGCCGGGUGUUCUCUACCUUUGUGGAUUCAUCCGGCACCUUGUGAUGUGACCAAUUCAGCAGUUUUUAAUUUGUUACCGCUUUUGAGUGGUGUUCUGAGUAUAGGAGUGGGAGAUACAGCUGCCAGCAUUGUAGGCUCAAAAUUUGGAACCCAUCAUUGGAGAGGGUCGCGGAAGACUGUAGAAGGAACUGUUGCAUGCAUUGGCAGCCAGUUGCUAGCCAUUUUUCUAUUCGUAUUUUGUGAUUUUAUAAAAUUAUCCAAUAUGGACUACGUGAAGACUGCUUUAGCUAUUAUAAUUGGAGCUAUAACUGAGGCAAAAACUGAUCAAGUUGAUAACUUGGUGUUACCGUUUAUUAUGUACAUAAUUCUGAUUGUGUAAUGUAAUAAUUUAUUAGUAGUUGCAAAAUGGAGACUAAUAUGUUCCAUGACUGAGUAAAUAUAACUUGCCAAAUUUAA
Molecule: messenger RNA, 1881 nt
Organism: Zophobas morio
Lineage: Eukaryota; Metazoa; Arthropoda; Insecta; Coleoptera; Tenebrionidae
Product: dolichol kinase
Exons: 8
Coding region: 386-1804 (472 amino acids)
Biological process (GO): dolichyl monophosphate biosynthetic process
Cellular component (GO): endoplasmic reticulum membrane
Molecular function (GO): dolichol kinase activity
Source: RefSeq, a predicted model, not a curated record